AUGAAUUACACUAGUAGGUUUGUAAGAUAUGUCUAUGCAAGACCGCCAAUCCUAGUCUUUCAUCGACAAUCAUUUGGCACUCAAGCACAUUCUGCUCCACAGCAAACAGGAUGGAGAAAACACUUGCACAGGCUCAAAGAAGCACCAGCAUCUCAUAUCACUGCAUUUGCUAUCCUCCAUGAAGUCACUGCACUAGUCCCACUACCAAUUGUAUACUGGAUUUUAACAGUCACUGAUGUCUGCAUCCCAUUUCCAGAAGAUAUUCUUGCAGAAGGAAACCGUCGCAUCUCCCGCUUGCUGCAAAUAGCUUCCAGCUUGAGUGGCUCGUCCAAAACUGACAAUACCCAAUCAGAUCAAGUGCUGGCUGAUGAUUCACAAGUUAUGUUGCAUAUGGCUACUGCCUAUGCGGUCGUCAAACUUAUGAUGCCAUUACGCAUUGCUGCUUGUGUAUUUUUGACUCCGUCAACUGCAAGGUAG
Molecule: messenger RNA, 477 nt
Organism: Batrachochytrium dendrobatidis JAM81
Lineage: Eukaryota; Fungi; Chytridiomycota; Chytridiomycetes; Rhizophydiales
Exons: 1
Coding region: 1-477 (158 amino acids)
Cellular component (GO): mitochondrion
Source: RefSeq, a predicted model, not a curated record